Molecule: messenger RNA, 462 nt
Organism: Prorocentrum cordatum
Lineage: Eukaryota; Dinophyceae; Prorocentrales; Prorocentraceae
Source: the annotation of a GenBank genome assembly
AUGGCGGCGCCGGCCGCCUCCGCACGCCCGGGUCUGCCCGCGCUGCCGCGGCGCAUGCAGGCCGUCGACCUCGGAGAAGAGGACGGUGGUGCGGCAUUGGCGGCGGCGUCUGUGCAGCCAAUCGCCAGUUCACGGCGGCCUGGCACCGCGGACGCCCGCAGGAAGGAAUUGCAGGAGGCGUUGGCCCGUGAGCGGGCCCAGCGCCAGCGCGCCUUGGAGGAGGCGGAGAUCCUGCGCGCGCACAUGCAGGAGCUGGAGUCCGAGAAGGAGGUGACCAUGAGGGCUCUCCGCGAGAGGUGGUUGAGCCUCGGUAUGAGCAACCACCUCGUGCUGGUGGGGGGCGGGUGCAGGCGAAUUCAGGUGGAAGCCACAUCCUCCGACAGCGGAAGGAAGGUGGCCACCCAGGUUGGCCACCACGGUGGGGCCUGCGACUCGCCCAUCCUGACGGGUGAUCAGCAGUAG